AUGACAAAUUCCAAGAAGAGUGGAAGCCGUCGUCUGAAGCAGAUGCAGGGGCUGUUGCUUCUUUCACGUUUGGAUUGCACUCCUGCGCGUCGCCACCUCAAGCUGAAGCCGCAGCGCAUGAUGGUCCUGCUUCAGCCACAGCUACUGCAGCUCACGUACUCGUCAUUGGCGGACCAGGACAUGCUGCAGCCUCUGGGACGCAUUGAUCUACGAGAUGCCAAGCUCGAACAGGUCCCAGAUGGCUUUAUCAUCUACGAGGCUGGCAAGGGACUUCACAAGAAGCUCAAGCUGCAAGACAAGGACAAGGCUACAACCGAUGCUUGGUUCUUCGCGGUCUACACUGCCAUCACGGAGUACGAGCGACUCUCGAUCAGCUCAAGCGAAGACGUGGGGCACAAGUUUUCAGCUGUACUAUCAUCCCGAAUGCGCGAUGAGCACACAGAGACGGUGGAGUUUGAGUUAUCAUGUCAGUUGCUUCUGCCUACGCGUCCAAUCGACAAGCCUAGCAUCAAGUGGAAAGUUUGGAAAACAUUUUCGGAGUUUCACGUAUUUGACGAUGAGCUGCGUGUUUCCUACGGUGCGCAUAUGAAGCAAAUUACGUUGCCAAGAGAUCGCAAGCGGGAUUCACUCUUUGGUGGUAUGCGUAAAAAGUCACUGCAGGAGCUGAAAGAGCAGCAGCUUGCUCUCUACGUUGAACAGGUGUUUCAGAUGCCGGUAAUUUCGUCUGCACCUAUACUGGUCGACAAAAUAAAGCAUUUUCUAGGAUUUGACUCCUUUUUCAAGAUAGUGGCGUCUUCGUCGAGCGACAGCGAUGAGAAUAGCAACAAACUCUCAGAAUUGCCUACCAGCGCCAAUCUUCAAUCAGAGUCGUGUCUGUCGAUUUUUGCCGAUGCUGUCGAGGUCAGCGAAGUAUCGCAACCGCCUAAAUCCAAUGAUUCGCAGGGUUUAAGUCAACCUGCUGCUGAGCCGAUGAGCAGCGAGUCUCAUGCGUCCUCUGGUCGAUAUCCGAGUACGAAGUUUGCUGGUGUGCCCCCUGCUUCGCUGAUAAAAAAGAGAUCAACAGCGUUGGGAUACGAUAGUGAGGAGUUCGUGGAUGUUAUUCCCGAAACGGAUCCGAAGGCUGCGAAAAAACUCCACAAAAAGAUCAUCCAGACGGUCUGUGAGCUUGUUGCUAAUGAUGAAGAACGUGUACGAGAUUUUCAGGACCAAACUAAAGAUUUUGGUCGCGAGAAGACGUCUGCUAUGGAAUAUUGUGCUUUCCUCCUUGGAGCAGUUGGUGCUCAGGAGUGUUGCAAGCUCAUCCAGGAGAUGGCGCGACUUCUUCCAAAUGAGGAAAAGAGAGAAGAGCUUAUGCAGGCACGAGCAGCUAUCUGGAGACGAACUCAUAGGCGACACCGCAGGCGAUCUAAACAAUUUUCAGAGAGCAUUGUGAUGGAAAAAGAAAAAAGGGAGCAACAAUUGGUGGAGGUUGUGUCCAGUAGAACGCGCACUAAGUCUGAAAGCUGUAGCACGUUAAACUGGGACUCGGAGCGUGUACGGCCUCUCACGAUUUCGAGAAGAAACUCUAUGGCUGAAAAGCGCAUACCGGCGACGGACAGCGGGUUCUACGCCCGGUCGAAUAAGAGUGUGCCAGCGAGUCCUGCACCGCGUGGACUAGCUGACCCGCGACGCCAUCUCAAUCGGAGAGCUUCGUUCAACACUUUUUUCGGGGAAACAUUACAAACGGGCCCGAUUGAGGAAGAGAACCCGGCUGACAAUGAGUCUGAUGGUGACAGUGACGAUAGUCUUGUUAAUGGACCACGCACUUUGAGCAAGAAUAACAUUCUGACAGAAAGGGAGUUAUCGCUGAGCGAGAACACUUGUAUUGGCAAUCGUUCGGACCUGGGACGUCGCAAGUCUUCAUUUUUGGAUGAAGAGGAUGAAGACGCAAGCACUGACGACGAUGACGAAAAUCAUCACUCUAGCCGUUCUCUCGGUUCUCGUCAUAGCUACCACCGCCAACAUAGCGGAAGUCGUACUGGCAGUUGUGAGAAAAGGGUUGAAAAAGCUAAGUCGUUAUCUCGUGGUGAUCUGACACAAACGCGGUCUCGCCGGAGUUCUUUAUUCAUCGAAGAAAGUGAUGAAGAAUAUAACAGAGACGAAGAAGAAAACAGCUACACGCGAUUUCGGAGGAGCCAACGCCGUGCAAGCCGCAAAUUUGACGAGGAAGCCAAAUUUGGGCCAGCAGCUGAGGAGGUGAACCCCGUGCUGGCGCGUCUGAAGAAGCAAGGGGCUAUAAACUUUAUGAUGCAACUCCACUAA
Messenger RNA from Peronospora belbahrii, 2301 nucleotides. Lineage: Eukaryota; Oomycota; Peronosporomycetes; Peronosporales; Peronosporaceae. The record is from the annotation of a GenBank genome assembly.